AUGCAAAAAAACUCGAGAGCCCUUAAACCCUUGCAGUUCGCACGGGGAGCCCUGCCGACUCUAUCGCGUCACCAUUUUCUCGAAAGCCUCCGAUUUCGCCGGACCUCAUCUCCUCCGGUGAUCGGCGCCCUCACCUCCACUCUCAUCUCCCCUUGAACUCGCUUGACACCUUACUCUCUCCGGACUCCCAGCAAUUCGACCAUGCCGCGUUAAUCUCUCUCUACUCCCAGCGACCUAAGACUUGGGACGUCGCCUCCCCUCCUCCUUCCGAUUCCUAUCGACUUCGACUUUGAACAUCCAACUUCAACGCCGGCUAUCAGGUGACUGGGAUUGAUUCGCUGAGAGCCGGUUGACGGUUGAGCCGCGGAAAGAAUUAGUCCGAUCAUUCAGCAGGAACCGUUACUUCUGGCGCUACACGAAGCCGCCUCGAAGGAAAGAACCUAAACCAUUUUAAAGCAAGCGCUUUUUUAUUCCCACGUUUGUGUCUGCGCUGAUAAUCUAUUAAUCCAGAGAAAUUGCUCCGGCCUUCUUAACUCUGCGAUGGCGCGGAGGGAGGAGAAGCUACGGUGCACAAAAGAACUAUACAAUGAGGACAUGGGGCCUCGGCGGAUACAGAGUAUUAGGUUUAGUGCGUUAUCUGGCGAGGAAAUUAAGAAUUCAGCAGAAGUCCAGGUUUGGAAUAAUAGAAUCUAUGGUGCCGAUUUGAGGCCUGUUCAGAAUGGACUACUUGAUCCUCGCAUGGGUGCAGCAAACAAGGCUGGAGUUUGUACUACAUGCCAUGGCAAUUUCUCCGAGUGUCCUGGACAUUUUGGAUAUCUAAAGUUGACGCUUCCUGUUUUUAAUGUUGGCUUUUUCAAUUCUAUACUGAAUAUUUUGAAGUGCAUAUGCAAGGCCUGUAGUCGAAUUCUUCUUGUGGAGGAUGAUCGUAAGACCUAUUUGAAAAAGAUGAGGAAUCCUAAAGCUGAUGUAGCUAUGAAAAAUGCCCUUAUGACGAAAAUCAGAGACAGGUGCAAACUUUCUAUUUGUCCAUGGUGUGGAAGUAAAAAUGGUGUUGUUAAAAAAACAAAAUCUUCAUUAGCCAUUGCUCAUGAUUUUUCAAGAACUAUUGAUGGAAGCAAAGAUGAAGUUAUUGCUGCAAUGUCUCACAUCAGUAGCAAAUCUUUGCACAUUGCACACCUUCUAAGUCCUAUUAUUGUACUCUCUCUUUUCAAAAAAAUGCUUGAUGAGGAUUGUGAAUUGCUUAAUAUGUCUGAUAGACCUGAGAAAUUUAUUGUGACAAAUAUUGCUAUACCACCUGUGAGCAUCCGUCCUUCUGCUUUAGUGGAUGCUGGUGCUUCAAGCAACGAGGACAGUAUUACUAUCAUUCUGAAAGGUAUUAUUAACACCAAUUCUGUUCUUCGAGAGGAUCUUGAAGGUGCUGUGCCUCCAUUCAAAUGUUUGGAGUUGUGGGAUGCCCUUCAAAAUCAAGUUGUCGAAUAUGUUAACAGUGAAGCCCCUUCAGUUUUAAAUUCAAAAAAUCGUGGUCUUGUUCAGAGGCUUAAAGGAAAGCAAGGGCGUUUUCGUGGUAACUUGUCUGGAAAACGUACUGAAUUUACUGGAAGAACUGUCAUUUCUCCAGAUCCAAAUUUGAAAAUUACUGAGGUUGCAAUUCCUAUGCUUAUGGCAAAGAAAUUAACUUUUCCAGAACGGGUUUCUGCUCAUAACAUAGAAAAGUUGAGACAACGAAUAGGCAAUGGACCUGACAAAUACCCAGGGGCAAAUUUUAUUUUACUACCAGAUGGAACCAGACAGCAUUUACGAUAUGUGGACAAGAAAACUGCAGCUAGUGAACUAAAAUAUGGUUUUAUAGUGGAAAGGCAUUUGGAAGAUGGAGAUGUUAUUCUUUUUAACCGGCAACCAAGUCUGCAUAGGAUGUCAAUUAUGUGCCACAGGGCAAGGGUAAUGCCUUGGAGAACGUUGAGAUUUAAUGAAUCUGUUUGCAACCCUUACAAUGCUGAUUUUGAUGGUGAUGAGAUGAAUUUACAUGUUCCUCAAACAGAAGAAGCACGCACUGAAGCUCUUAUGCUUAUGGGGGUGCAAAAUAACUUGUGCACUCCAAAGAAUGGGGAGAUAUUAGUUGCUUCCACCCAGGAUUUCCUGACAUCAUCAUAUCUGAUUACACGGAAAGAUACCUUCUAUGAUCGAGCUACAUUCUCUCUAAUGUGCUCCUACAUUGGUGAUGCUAUGGAGUCUGUUGAUUUGCCUACACCAGCCAUUAUGAAGCCUGUUGAACUAUGGACUGGGAAGCAACUUUUCAAUGUUCUUGUGCGUCCUAAUGCACACACAAAGGUGUUUGUUAAUCUUAUAGUCAAAGAGAAAAUAUAUAAAAAAUAUGAGACCAUGUGUCCCAGCGAUGGAUAUGUAUAUUUUCGUAACAGUGAGCUUAUAAGUGGGCAACUAGGGAAGGUUACUCUAGGAAAUGGUAACAAGGAUGGCUUAUUCUCUGUUCUCCUAAGAGACUAUAAUUCUCAUGCUGCUGCAAGUUGUAUGAAUCGAUUGGCUAAGUUAAGUGCCAGGUUCAUAGGGAACCAUGGAUUUUCAAUUGGCAUUGAUGAUGUCCAGCCAGGAGAUGAUCUCAAUCAGCAAAAGAAGAAAAAAAUUGAUGAUGGAUAUAGAGAAUGCUAUGACCUUAUUUCUUUAUACAGCAAAGGAAAACUUACUCUGCAUCCUGGUUGCAAUGCAGCUCAGACUUUGGAACUUAGUAUAACAGAAGUAUUGAACGAAAUUCGAACUACUGCUGGAAAUGUUUGUAUGAAUGAACUCCACUGGAGAAACAGUCCCUUGAUUAUGUCACAGUGUGGUUCUAAAGGUUCCCCAAUCAAUAUCAGCCAGAUGGUAGCAUGUGUUGGUCAACAAUCAGUUGGAGGUCGUCGUGCUCCAGAUGGAUUUAUACAUCGCACUCUUCCACACUUCACUAUUAAUUCAAAGACUCCUUCUGCUAAAGGCUUUGUUGCUAAUUCAUUUUACACUGGCUUGACGGCUACGGAAUUCUUCUUCCAUACGAUGGGUGGACGAGAAGGUCUUGUGGACACAGCAGUAAAAACAGCAGAAACUGGGUACAUGUCCCGGAGAUUGAUGAAAGGCUUGGAAGAUCUGUCCAUUUAUUACGAUCAGACAGUGCGCAAUGCUAGUGGAGGUGUAGUACAGUUUCUUUAUGGAGGUGAUGGCAUGGAUCCAGCAAAGAUGGAAGGCAAAGACGGCAUUCCCUUAAAUAUGGAUCAAUUAUUUAUGAAGAUUAUGGCAACUUGUCCUCCUAGAGAAAAAAACAUGUUAUCUCCAACCGAAAUUUCAAAUUUUGUGGACGACAGAUUGGCAAAGCACGAUAUGUCACCUGAGGGUGGUUGCUCUGAUUGCUUCAAAAGAUCGUUGUCUGAUUUUGUCCAGAAGCGUGUCACUGCUUGGGAAUACACAAGGAAAGCGCUUCAACUCAAUGAAGCGGUUGUAGGGGAGAAAUGUGCCGGUGCAUUGGAAAAUGUUGCUGCUAAUAUAUCAGGAAUUUCUCCUAGACAGCUGGAGGUUUUUCUAGAGACAUGUAUAUCACGCUAUCAUUCAAAAAGAGUUGAAGCCGGAGCAUCAAUCGGUGCGAUUGGAGCCCAAAGCAUUGGAGAGCCAGGGACACAAAUGACAUUAAAAACCUUUCACUUUGCUGGAGUUGCCAGCAUGAAUGUCACACUUGGCGUUCCACGUAUCAAGGAAAUAAUAAAUGCAUCCAAAAACAUAAGCACACCGAUCAUUACUGCUGUGCUUGAAAAUGAAGAAAAUGUCUUUUCUGCACGCAUCGUGAAAAGCAAAAUAGAGAAAACAACCUUAGGGGAGGUUGCUAGAGCGAUCAAGGUUGUGCUGAAACCAGGUCAACAAUGUAUAUCGAUAAAACUUGACAUGGACCUAAUUGAAGCAUUACAUAUGGGAAUCUCUGCUGAAUCUGUGCGUCAUUCCAUCCUCGGUCAUCCAAAAAUAAAGCUAAAAGAACAGCAUGUACACAGUGUAGGGCAUGACAGGUUGAAAAUAUUUCCCCCAGAAGUCGAUAGAAUAAAGUUCCAGUCUGCACUACACAAUUUAAAAUCCAUGCUUCCCAAGGUCGUCGUGAAGGGCUUUCCAUCUGUCGAUCGAGCAAUUAUCCGUGAAGAGAAAAAUGUACACAGCCUGGUGGUUGAAGGGACGAACCUUUUAGGAGUCAUGGGUACCCUGGGAAUUGAUGGAAGAAAAACGACGAGUAACCAUGUUAUGGAAGUUGUGCGGACGCUUGGAAUUGAAGCAUCGAGGACGAGCAUCAUCAAUGAAAUUAAAUUUACCAUGAACAGUCACGGCAUGAGUAUCGAUCUUCGCCACAUGAUGCUUCUGGCAGAUCUUAUGACAUACAAGGGUGAAGUUCUCGGGAUUACGAGAUUUGGCAUUUCGAAGAUGAAAGAAAGUGUGUUGAUGCUUGCAUCGUUUGAGAAAACCGCUGAGCACUUGUUCAAUGCUUCCUAUGCUGGCCGGGACGAUCAAAUAGAAGGCGUGAGCGAGUGUAUCAUAAUGGGCAUCCCCAUGCAGCUCGGUACCGGAAUACUUAGAGUUAGACAAAGAGUUGACAAUCUUCCUGAAUUGAAGUAUGCACCUGAUCCAAUUUUAAGCUGAGAGUUUUAGUCAAGCGGCAUUCGAGUUCAUCCAUGCACUACUAAAGAUAUGUUAAAUGUACAUUAUUUUUCAUAGCUGGGAUAUCGAAAUUUUGUAUACUUCUUUUUGACUCGAUAAGAAUGCAUUAUAUCUAUUUACCGGAUUAAUAUCUUAUUGAACUUGUAAGAAUGCUCAAUUUCACUCA
Zingiber officinale is the source of this 4840-nucleotide messenger RNA. RefSeq names its product DNA-directed RNA polymerase III subunit 1-like. The record is from RefSeq and is a predicted model, not a curated record. Gene Ontology annotation, molecular function: DNA-directed RNA polymerase activity; DNA binding. The transcript has 27 exons. Gene Ontology annotation, biological process: DNA-templated transcription. Bases 541 to 4656 code for a protein of 1371 amino acids. Lineage: Eukaryota; Viridiplantae; Streptophyta; Magnoliopsida; Zingiberales; Zingiberaceae.